Messenger RNA from Fasciola hepatica (liver fluke), 393 nucleotides. NCBI's taxonomy places the organism in Eukaryota, Metazoa, Platyhelminthes, Trematoda, Plagiorchiida, Fasciolidae. The record is from the annotation of a GenBank genome assembly.
AUGACUACGGAGCAAGCCCCUUAUCCACGGCUUCCGCCAUAUCCCAAAGCCCCAUCCUAUCCGGACGCAUACGGUCCUCCUCCGCUCCCAGUCCCAAAUUCCCCUCCACCACCUUUUCAGGACUCUGUGAUAACAGAUCAACCUACGCCCAUAAUCCUUGUACAAUAUGGGCCGCAUCCGACAGUUGCUUGCUGUCCGAAUUGCAACGAGCAAACAAUGACCACGAUCAACCAUGUGAAUGGUACUUUGACUUGGGUUCUGUGCGGUGUUAUAGCACUCUUCGGCGGAAUCCUAGGCUGUUGUGUCAUUCCGUUUUGUGUGAACAGUUGCAAAGAUGUGGUUCACACUUGCCCACGUUGUGGAACCACAAUAGGCGUAUUCAAAAGACUGUGA